AUGCUGUGGAGGAGAUUGGCAGCCCUGGCGCUCAUCGCCACUGGGGCCUUCGCGGAGGAAGAAGCGACCGAGCUGCGGCAGCUGAACGAGGACAAUUUCAAAGCGUCCAUCGCUCACGGCGCUUGGCUAGUUGAACACUUCUCACCGCGGUGUUGGCACUGCAAAGCGUUCGCUCCGACGUGGAAGGACCUCGCGAUUAAGAACGCGUACCAUGAGCAGCUGUCAGGGUUCCACAUGGCGCAAGUUAACUGCCUGGCGCAGGGAGAUUUGUGCGACUCGAACAACGUCCGUGGAUACCCAUCCCUCAUGCUUUAUGCCGACGGCAAGGAAGUCGGCGAGUACAAGGAUGAUCGCGCGUAUCCUCUCCUCGACGCGUGGAUCGAGUCCAAAGCCUUGGCUUACUCGCGCGGCGAGUCGCUGGGAGCGAACGACACCGAUUCAGAGGGCCGACAGCCGGAUCAACUGAACAGGCCAAACCACGAGGGCAAGGUUGUCGAGGUUGACGAGGCGGGCCUGGAGGCGCUCAAGACGAACGGACCGGUCUGCAAGAAGUUGCGGCCGAUCUACGAGAAGCUCGCAGCCACAUACAAGGGCGCGCUGAACGUCGCCGCGGUCAACUGUGAUGACCACCCGAUCCUGUGCAAGCGCAACGGUGUUCAAGGCUACCCGACCAUCAAACUAUUCCAGCACGGCGAGGUCAAGGUGUUUGAGAAGCACCGUACCCUUCCACUCAUGACCAGCUUCCUCGACGAGGAGGUAAAAAGCGUGCCCAUGAAGAAGAUGACGAACGAAGAUUUCGAGGGAAUCAUCGCGGAUGACGACCUCUUCUUCGUCUACUUGACCAGCUAUUCAACAUCCCUGGAGGAGGUUGAGCAGGUGGAGCGUGCCGUCAAGUCAUUAGGCCUCAAGGUCCCCGUCUACAAGACGAACGACCCUCUCUUCUACAAGAACCAAAGCAUCGCUAUGCCUCCGCCGACCUCCUCGCUUCUCGCCUUUGCGUCCCACGAGCCGCACCACGUCGGAGCUGUGGCGCUUCCGGCCAAGGACGAGGACCUUGAACACUUCGUCCACAGGAACAGUUACCCGAACUACUUUGACCUGUCAGGGGACAACUACAACACGUUCUUCCUGUCCGAAAACCAUCCUCUCGUCGUUUUAGGGGCGGUCCGCGACGGCGCAGAGGGAGAAAAGGACCGGGUGGAGAUGGUCAAGAUGGCCCGGGCGUGGAAGAAGGGUGGACGACAUUCCGAGCAGCGCAUCAUAUUCGUCUCAGCCAUCGCCAGCAGCUGGCAAAAGUGGCUGCGAAAGAUGGUCGGCGUCCAACCUGCCGACAUCCCCACGAUCGUCGCCAUCGACACCAAAGGGCGCAAGUUCUAUGACAGGAAGAUUGAGGACAUUCGCGUGCGUUUGACGGGCGCUGACGCGUUCUCGAUCCUCGAAGGAAUCCAUAAGGGUUACCUGAAAUCCCAAGAUGUCGGGAGCGCGCUCGAGUGGGGCUCGCGCAGCGGCACGCUCAUGCUCUUCGAGGCUGGCCAGUGGAGUGCCGCGCACCCUUUCCUUGCGACGCUCAGCGCACUGGCUGUCGUUGUCGCGCUUGUGCUCGGGCUUGCGCGUUGCCUGGGUGGCCGUGCACGAGGCGCGCGGGGUACUUACGUGAACGAGAAGGGUGGCCAGCGGCUCGAUUAA
Molecule: messenger RNA, 1686 nt
Organism: Cutaneotrichosporon cavernicola
Lineage: Eukaryota; Fungi; Basidiomycota; Tremellomycetes; Trichosporonales; Trichosporonaceae
Exons: 7
Coding region: 1-1686 (561 amino acids)
Biological process (GO): protein folding
Cellular component (GO): endoplasmic reticulum
Molecular function (GO): protein disulfide isomerase activity
Source: RefSeq, a predicted model, not a curated record